AUGAACUACCGCAUCUUCCACCGCAAGUGGCCCUCGGCCAAGCGCUACAUGUGGUUCAACAUGCUCGCCGAGCUCAUCUGCAUGGUCCCCCUCCUUGUCCUCUUCGGCAUCGCCCAGCCCAACACCUGGCGCACCAAGAUGUGGCAGAUUGGCUACGAGAAUGGCUGGAACUCGGAUCCUCGCAUGAUUCUCUACGCCCACGCAAACUAUCGCCCUCUGCCCAAGAUCCCCUUUGUCUGGUCACAAUCCCUGACCGACUUCAACGUAGCCCUGACACUCGUGUCCCUCUUCAGCCUCAUCGUCCGCAUGGUGCUCUUCAUUAUGAAGGUCUACUACCCCCUCGUUGCGCUCAUCUUCAACAUCAUCCUCACGGCCCUUUGGACAACCUCCAUGUACGGCCAGAUGGGGCCCGAUCACGCCGACCCCGAGCGCCCCUCCAACAUUGCCUGGUACAUCACCCGCUCCUGCGCCCCCGCCGGCGGCCGCCACAAUGCCGAAAAGUCUUGCCGCCUCGCCAAGGCUUCCUUCGCCGUCACCGUCCUCAUGCUCGCCGUGGUCCUCGUCAACCUCGGCAUGGCCGUCUGGGGCAUGUGGCCCACCGAGGCCGACAAACACCCGCACCGCAAGAACUCGCGCUGGGGCGACGACAGCGACGACGAGGACGACGAGGACGACAAUGUCGAGUCGGACAGGAGCAGCCCCGUCAAGACGGGCGGUCAGUGGGAGAUGGCCAGCAUGGCCGGCGGCAAGGGACCCGCCAGCCCGAGAGUCAUGGUCCAGCCGUACACGCCCAGGACCAUGGCCUUCCAGACGCUGGAUCGCAAGCUGCCACUGAGGCAGCAGUACGGUUGA
Messenger RNA from Verticillium alfalfae VaMs.102, 852 nucleotides. RefSeq lists its product as hypothetical. The coding region runs from base 1 to 852 and encodes 283 amino acids. Lineage: Eukaryota; Fungi; Ascomycota; Sordariomycetes; Glomerellales; Plectosphaerellaceae. The transcript has 2 exons. The record is from RefSeq and is a predicted model, not a curated record.